AUGAUGGCGUCUUCUCAAUCACGCCAACAGUAUGCAGGAGCGAUGGCAACUCAAGUAAAUGGAUUAAGCAGCUACAGCGAGAAUUGCGAGAUAAUUAUUCGGCAAGAACCAAAUUGUGCUCGGGUCUCGCUGGGAAAAGACAAAGAGCGCAAGCCUGUUGACCCUCCCCCCAUUAUUCAACUAAAAGUUAGCCCGAAUGUUGAUCCAAAACAAUCAUUUCUUCAAAGUCCCUACAUAUUUAUGUCAUGCACUCUGAUUGGACCGAAUGACCAUAAUCAGCCACCAGGAACCUUGGGUGCUAGUUUGACUGGAACGGUAGUUUCAUCUUUACAUAGACUCAAGGAUACCGACAAUCAAGAUGGCGGCUUUUUUGUCUGGGGCGAUCUGUCAGUCAAGCUGGAAGGACAUUUCAGAUUCAGAUUCAUCCUUUUUGAAAUUUUCGAAGAUCACGGGAUAAAGGUUCGGGUACGCAAGGAACAAAAUCGUACUCUUAUCAGAAAAAGGGGAAUGGCUCAUGAAGAUUACGAGAACCAGCACUAUGGACCCCGGAAAAUGAAUGCCAGCCAGGUUAGAGCAAAGCAAAACAAUCGUGAAUCUCAAGAGAUGGUGCGAAGCUUAGAAUGUCAACCAGAUUCUGUAGAUGGUGCAUAUGAUACACGCCAACAAAUGGAUCGUCAAUACUCUUCACAAUCUCCACCUUCUUUUGGAUGUCCCGUCUCAUAUGAGGAACCAUCAAAGAGGCCACGUACGUCGAGCGAAACGGCUCAUAUACCUACCUACAUUCAACCAAAUCAACCGAUGGCCUAUCAGCCAAGGCCAUACACCGAAUCUAAUCAAGCCAAUUUCUUGUCGUAUGGCAAUCAAUCACAGCCAACUGGUGCCUUCAGCUACACGUGUGAUCCAUCUCCUGUAUUUUCUCAUGCAAAUGCCUCUCGCCAUCAGUAUUUUGCGCCUCACUUAGACACUGGAGAGCCUCCUUCGCCAUAUGAGUUACAAGCACAGAGAUCGCCUACAAACGCAUAUUUCCCAAAUCACCAAACUAAUUAUGCUGGCUCGAUUAUAUCUAAUCUUCCACGAAUAGAUUCUAAUCAUACAUCAUACGAUAAUUUGGGGAUAAAUAGCAGAGGUCAAGCAUCACCAGCAAGUAUCCCUUCGAUGGCCGAUAUCACACCUUCAAUGUACGCUAGAAUGAGUACAGGCGUGGCCUACGCAAAUGUAUCUCUCUCCCCACCAGAUCGAAGGGACGCUUAUCAAGCAUAUUCCGUACCCUCGGCUUUUCCCAAUGAAGCUGGGAGUUUUCUAAGUCGACAUCCAGGUAUUACCGCUAUAGAAGGGGCUGGACCCCUAGAAGGGGGCUACUAG
Molecule: messenger RNA, 1362 nt
Organism: Blumeria graminis f. sp. triticale
Lineage: Eukaryota; Fungi; Ascomycota; Leotiomycetes; Helotiales; Erysiphaceae
Source: the annotation of a GenBank genome assembly